This is a messenger RNA of Liolophura sinensis, 1370 nucleotides long. Its product is annotated as SRR1-like protein. Lineage: Eukaryota; Metazoa; Mollusca; Polyplacophora; Chitonida; Chitonidae. The record is from RefSeq and is a predicted model, not a curated record. Gene Ontology annotation, cellular component: nucleus; cytoplasm. Bases 3 to 953 code for a protein of 316 amino acids. The transcript is spliced from 6 exons.
GCAUGUUAGACGGCGAUGGUUUCGUUUUCCCAAAAAGAAAGGGUAAAUCACGUAGACGGAGAAAAAAUGCACACGCAGCAAAUACUGAGGUGGCUGAACCCGUCGCUGAUUUGAAGUCGAAGGUAGAUGACUGCUUAUCCGAAAUUAAAGGCAGUCAGUUUUAUGCUAACUUCCGAGACAGCCUGCACAGAUGUUUACAAAUGCUUGAAUCUUCUGUCAUCCACGAAACUAUGUUGCGCAAAGUUUUUGACAAACCUGGAAACACCAAAGACACAGAAUUGGUAGAAACUACUAAGGACUCUUCAUUGACAGACACGUUUCCUAGAACUUUGUCUCACACGCCUACUUCAGUUGGAGUCAAGACAGGUUGCCAUCCAUCACAAACAAGUGACAGUCGCUCAGAUGUCCACACAAAUAUCCAGGACAUCAUCUGCUAUGGUUUGGGAAACUUCUCCACUUGUGUUAUUGCUCGCUACCAGAUGGCACUGCUUCUUGCUUUGCGUGAAAAUCUGAACGUUGAUUUACAACGCUGUCAGCUGUAUGAUCCUCGAUUUACUGAGUGCGAGAAGGAUUAUCUCAGAGCUAGUGGAGUGAAGCUCAUUGCUGAAAACGAAGAGGGAAAACGGACUUGCCAUGAAACGAUGCUGUUUUACAUGCCUCACUGUGAUAAACCCCUGUACAACAACCUGCUGUAUGCAAAUUGGGGUCUGGGCCUUCGUAAUAUUAUAAUUAUCGGGAACAGUUUUAGCACCACAGUUCAAAACUUUUUCAUGUUUCCAGACAAUUUGGCCCUCAAGAAAGGGUGGAUUCACAGCACAAGACAGAAGGGUUUUAUACCUACGGAAUACAGACGUAUCUGCUCUCACCAUUUUCCAUCGGAAAGCUACGAGAGGAAUACAGAUGAACUCGAAAGAUCUGGCUAUUAUGGGGGGCAGCAGUCAACUAAAACCUGAAGCUAUACCCAUGGUAUCCACCACACUGACGUGCACAACCCAGGAAGUCUUUUUUGAGACAAUUUGACCGAAACCCCCGAUGUUGACGUCUGCACGAUAAUUGACCCACUUCGAUGGCUUUCCUUUCAAUUUCGCUGACUUCUACAUAACACAGACAUUCCAAUUCCAUCAGCAUUUUCCAUUUUCACAACGACACCUGCACACAGUGGUUAUGAAAUACCAUUACAGCGUACUAAACUGAACUGAUAACAGAUAGAUAGCAAAUCUCUAUACACUAAAUCUGACGUCCACAUCGCACAUCGUACAAUAACUUGUACGGGUAGUUCUCAUUGCAUAUGUGUAUGAAUUUAUAAUCACUUGGGGAAUAGAAUGAUUAUUUGAAGUGGACAGAAGGAAAGCAUAGUAAAUAUUAAAUCU